Molecule: messenger RNA, 4133 nt
Organism: Vanessa tameamea
Lineage: Eukaryota; Metazoa; Arthropoda; Insecta; Lepidoptera; Nymphalidae
Gene: baz
Product: partitioning defective 3 homolog
Exons: 20
Coding region: 392-3613 (1073 amino acids)
Biological process (GO): microtubule cytoskeleton organization; establishment or maintenance of epithelial cell apical/basal polarity; intracellular protein localization
Cellular component (GO): apical junction complex; cell cortex; adherens junction
Molecular function (GO): protein binding; phosphatidylinositol binding
Source: RefSeq, a predicted model, not a curated record
GAAUUCUUAUUCAUACUACUCGCGAGUCACUAUGACCGUUGCCGUUUUGCGCUCAUGCCCGUAUUUUGUGUAAUCUUAUCGUAAUGCGUUCAAUGUUGAAUGCUAUUUCUAUACUUGUGCUGAAUUGAUGCUGACAAAAUAUUGCAACCAAUUAAGUGCUAACGUAUGAUCUGUAUACAGCGCUAUGAAAACUCACGUCCGAACUGCCAGUUUUGUAAUUUUUAUUUCAACGGUGCUUUGUGAACGGCUUCGACAUAGGGCUACCAUUACCAUGUGCGCUAGAUAGUGUUGUGCUCUUAUUAGUUUUUUGUCAAACUAAUAUGCUAGCUUGUGAAUAUAAUGUGUGGUGAGCGGUCAACGCUGCCAAGUGAAUCAUAAGUGAAGUGUCAAUAUGAAGGUGACGGUGUGUUUUGGUUCUGUGCGGGUGUUGGUUCCUUGUGGCGCUGGCGACCUGUUGGUCAGGGACCUCAUACGAGAAGCAACACUUCGAUAUAAAAAAGCUACCGGACAGGGGCCGGAGACAUGGGUAGGCGUGCGAGCACUUCGUGCAAGUUCAGGUGGUAUUCUGGAUCUGGACGAUCGCGUGAGAGACGUGGCCGACGAUCGAGAGACGCUCACCGCAGAAUGCGCUAACCAGUCGCAGCCUAGGGCUGCCCAAGCAGAUGGCGCGAGCGGCUCUUCGGCUGGUACCGCCUCGCCGGAUAUGUUUCGGGGCGGUGGUGGCGUGGGGGGCAGUAUGCGAGUUCCAAAUACAGAUUCGUGUGUAGAAGUUGGCGUAGCCGACUUGGAAGACGGUGCUAACGGUUUACAAGUUCGUCGCGGAAGUGAGCCCUCACUGCAUCAAGACACAUUGCCUCCGCAAAGACAGGUUUCAGAUCAUAGUAAACGAUGGUCAGCGGCGGUUGUGUGUCGGGACGACACAAGCCGUGUGAUGCACAAAGUGCACCCUCUGGACGGCCGGCCGCCCGACCCGCCCCCCGGCCACGGACAGCACUUCCAGAGACAAUCCAACCGUCUCUCUAUGCAGUUCUCUGGCCCUGGGAGUGGUGUUUGGUUGGAUGCGGCUGAACGAGUCCAGGUUUAUGAAAGUAAAAGCCUUCCCCGAGAUGCUCGAAAAGAACCACUAGGACAAGAUACACCUCCCUGUAACAAUCAGAACCAUAGAGUUGAAGAUAUGUUGAGAUGGGUGUCUGGAGUCAAUAAUGUGGCGAAUGUACACCCUGUUCAAGAACGACCUCUCGAUCUUCUACCAGAAGGUAACAGCGAAAGGGCCAUAUCGGGCAUGGAAGUGCCAGUCAGUCCGAGUAGCAAGCCAGUAUCGAAAGCUAUGCAAACCGUCACUGUCACCCUGAUCAAGGGCGAAAAGGGCCUAGGGUUCACUAUCACCACCAGAGACAAUCCUACAGGAGGGCAUUGUCCUAUUUAUAUUAAGAAUAUUUUACCAAAGGGCGCGGCGGUGUCGGACGGGCGGCUGCGCGCGGGCGACCGGCUGGUGUCGGUGAACCAGGUGGCGGUGUCGGGGCGCACGCAGCAGCAGGUGGUGGCGCUGCUGCGCGCCACGCCGCCCGACGCCGCCGUCGAGCUGGUGGUGGAGCGCGCGCGCGCGCAGAGGGUGGAACCUCAACAAAGUCCAACCAAGUACACGGAAAAACCUAUAGGGCCUGCGCCGAGUACACAAUCGAAGCCAAUUGAAGCUAAACCUGAAAACGGUCGCGUUUCGAGCAUGGUGAACGCAAUAAACCAUGGCAACAAUAACUCGGUGAGGGGAAGGAUACCAAAGAGCUCGUCGAAGGACGAUCUGUUGAAGGACCAUUCGGUAGACAGUGCUUUACAAGAAGCUUUGAAUUCUUCUUCAAAUUCUUUACUAGGCCUGCGUAACCGCCUAAUCCUAAGGCUAGAUGUGCCAGUCCACGAUUCUGAAAAAGCUGGACUCGGUAUCAGCGUAAAGGGAAAAGUGACAGUUGGACCAGACCCUCACGAUUUGGGUAUCUUCAUUAAAUCUGUACUUCACGGGGGUGCCGCGUCCAGAGAUGGAAGAUUACACACAAACGACCAGCUCCUUAGUGUGAACGGCGUUUCGUUGGUCGGUCAGUCUAACGCAGAGGCGAUGGAGACUCUUCGGCGGGCGCUGUUACAUUCAAGGCCUAACGUACAUGGUAGCAUAUCUCUCACUAUAGCCAGGAGGACGGACAGUAUGGAUAGCUUAGCGAGGUGGAAGGAUGAUACGCCACCGAACGGCAACGACACCACGAAUUCAAACGAAAACAGUAACUCUCAAAACUUCAACACGGUUAUAUAUAACACGUCGCACGAUAAGGAGAACAAACCGUUAGAUUACAGUCAGAAAGUCGAAACUAGUAAAGAAGGGACCGACCACCACGACGGCAGAAGCAGCAAGAAACACGCCUCAAUCAUCACCAUUAAUAAUAAUACUAGCUGGGUGUCGAAUCAGUCGGACGACAGUAAAGGUUACUUGGAAAGGGACAAGGAUACGAUUCCCCACGAUAACAAAAGAGACAGCUUCGAGUGGAGUCGCUUAGAUGGAUGGAACCCCGUCAUAGAUCGGCUGACGGGCCUCCGCAACGAGAGCUACUACAUGGCGACGCAGGUGGACGCCCCGGUCGCCAAUGGCCACCACUACCGGCAGAAUCUGGGACACGUUCACAUGUCGAGGUCUCCCCCCGCUCACCACAACGUCAUCAUCGAAGAGGAUUACGGUACGACGAGGGGCAGCACGGCGGGCGAGUCGGGCAGCGAGAGCGGCGGCGCCUUCAGCCGCGACGCGGUGGGGCGGCGCUCCAUGUCGGAGAAGCGCCACGCCGCGCUCGACGCGCGCGCCACCGGCACCUACCGCAAGAUCAAGGAGAACAAGGCCAUACACGCCAUGCAAGUAGGUCCGUCGCUUGGAAUGCGAAAAUCGUCAAGUCUAGAAUCCCUUCAGACAGCGAUACAGGAAACUCAAAGAAAUCCGAUCCGCAACGAACCAAUCUACGCUCGAGCACACCCACCGCUAAAACAUUGGCUGACAGACGACAAUGCAGCCCCCGAAACUAUAGUACGAGGUUCACCGCAACAAUCUUCGCUAUCACACAAAAAACCUUCACUUCUUAAAUCCUUAUCCACAAUGUUCCGAAUCGGCAAGCCACACAAAAAGCCUGAAGCUGAUUUAUACGGUAGAGCGCAGCCGGGACGGUCAUCGGAGAAAUCGCUGUCACGGGAAGCGCUGGAGAGGCACAGAAAAGAGGAGCGGUCCAACGAAGCAGAGCCAGUUCCACCAGCUAGAGAGGAGCGCAGCUCGCGCAGCGGCUCGGAGCGACGCACGGCGCCCGCGCACGGACACACGAUGGAAAAUGCCUGGGGCCCGACUGGACACUACGUGAAUUACGAAGAGAUACAACAAAACUUGAACUUGCGGCGCGAGAAGCUGCGCGAGGUGCAGAUCGGGCAGGUGCGCCGCACCGCGCACGCGCCGCCCGACAGUCGGCGAACUGGAGCGGGCGGCUAUCACUCCCAGCGCUCUUGCAAAGAGAGCGGUAUCCGACCGCAGUCCAACUACUACGAGUACGAAAGCGCUCCUCCGAGGAGACCCGGGAAGCUGUCGCACUACCACUGAGCAUUGGCCUCGUGGGCUAAUAGUGGUGGAUAUUAUCUUCCGAGAGUCGUUAGUCUGUACACACACGUAUGGCGAACAUUCGCAUUGGAAAAUUCCAGACAUUGGAAUAUGUUUGUCGGAUGAUUUCGUAUCAUAGAACUUAAUCGUAGUAUACAACUAUUCAAAUAUUUCCGAUUGUUAACACUACAGUCGAACUCGAUUUGUAAAUACCGACUAGGCUAUGAAGUACAUUAUAAGUUUUGUAAAUUUAGAAGCGCUAUGGACCACCAAUUUAUCCCUUUACAUGCUUGAUAGGUACAAAUGAAUGAUAUAAUUUAAUAGAAACGACUUAGGAAUUGAAUAGGAAUUAUAAAAUUUGAAAUAUUCAAGUAUAAAAAUUAGGGCACAGUAUAGGGAACUGGUGUACGGUGGUUAAAUUAAUUGUCUGCAUAGAGUUUUAACUGUAUAAUCAGAGACAAUUGCACGGCCGGUUUUAAUAGCCAUUUGUACUAUUGUAAUCCAAAAUCAUAUUUAGUACAUA